Molecule: messenger RNA, 3502 nt
Organism: Loxodonta africana (African savanna elephant)
Lineage: Eukaryota; Metazoa; Chordata; Mammalia; Proboscidea; Elephantidae
Gene: CTBS
Product: chitobiase
Exons: 7
Coding region: 30-1169 (379 amino acids)
Biological process (GO): chitin catabolic process; oligosaccharide catabolic process
Molecular function (GO): chitin binding; chitinase activity
Source: RefSeq, a predicted model, not a curated record
ACGUCCCGGCGGCCGAGUGAAGCGCCGGCAUGUCAGGCACGCAGCUCCGAUCCCCGCGCCCCUGCGCCCGCCAGCUGCGCGGUCUCCACGGCCUUGCUCUCCUGCUGCUGGCGCUGCCCCUCGUGACCAAUGCCGAUGCCGACUGCCCAUGCGAGGAGCCAACGCUGUGCCGACCCAUCCGCCACCACCCCGACCACGAGGUCUUUGUUUUUGACGUUGGAUACAAAACUUGGAAAUAUUAUGACUGGUCACAGAUCACAACUUUGGCAGCUUUUGGAAAAUAUGACUCAGAGCUUAUGUGCUACGCUCAUUCAAAAGGAGCCAGGGUAGUGCUAAAAGGAGAUGUAUCUGUAAAGGAUAUCAUUGAUCCUAGUUUCAGAGCAUCUUGGAUAGCUCAAAAACUUAUUUUGGCCAAAAAACAAUACAUGGAUGGAAUUAAUAUAGACAUAGAGCAAGAAGUUAAUUGUUCAUCACCAGAAUAUGAUGCAUUAACUGCUUUAGUCAAAGAAACCACAGAUGCUUUCCACCGUGAAAUUGAGGGGUCACAGGUCACCUUUGAUGUAGCUUGGUCUCCAAAGAACAUAGACAAAAGGUGCUAUAAUUAUACUGGAAUUGCAGAUGCUUGUGACUUCGUCUUUGUGAUGUCAUAUGAUGAACAAAGUCAGGUCUGGUCAGACUGUAUUGCAGCAGCCAAUGCUCCCUAUAAUCAGACAUUAACUGGAUAUGAUGACUACAUCAACAUGGGCAUUAACCCUAGGAAACUUGUAAUGGGAGUUCCCUGGUAUGGUUACGAUUAUACUUGUCUGAAACUGUCUGCGGAUAUUUGUACCAUUGCAAAAGUUCCUUUCCGGGGGGCUCCUUGUAGUGACGCUGCUGGACGUCAGGUGCCGUAUAAAGUGAUCAUGAAGCAAAUAAAUAGUUCUAUUUCUGGAGGCCAGUGGAAUGAAGAUCAGCAGGCUCCUUAUUAUAACUAUAAAGAUUCUGCUGGCCGUUUUCAUCAAGUGUGGUAUGAUAACCCUCAGAGCAUUGCUUUAAAAGCAGUAUAUGUAAUCCAGCAUGGUUUACGGGGCAUUGGUAUGUGGAAUGCAAACUCUCUGGAUUACUCUGGACAUCCCGAAGCUAAACAGCAGACUGAAGAAAUGUGGAAAGUCUUAAAACCAAAGCUGUGACAGAGAUAAGCAACUUUUGUAUGAGUAUCUUUUGUCAAACUAUUAAGAUUUAGAAAAAUGAUCUUUGUAAAUAGAUCUGGUUUCUUAAGGAGAUAAAUGUAUGUGUACAUUUUGAUCAUGCUGCUAUAUGCUUUCGUUAUUAGUAUAUCCAAGAAAGAGAUAAAGAAUUAAGAGAUGUUUUGAUUGUUUGAAUUUGAAAACUAUGCACAUAUUAAUAUCUUUAGUGCACCAGGAACCCAAAGGUAAGAAACAGGUCAACUUCCUAUAUUAAAUAUUCCUCUGUAAGAUGUUUUAACAGUAUAGCUCAGUUAGGAACAAUGGAUUUUAGAAUUUUAUUAUGCUAAAUUUUUUCUAUGGUAGUGAGAUAAUAAGCUAUAAAUCAAUGUUAAUUUUUAAACAUGUAUAAUUUGAACAGGAAAUUGUUUGCUUAGGAUAUUUUUUAAAAACAAUCUUUCAGAGCAGUUUGCUCUGUACAUUUUUUUUCAGUAAUCUUAAAUAUGAAAACCCUGGUGAAGUAGUGGUUAAGUGCUACUGCUGCUAACCAAAGGCUUGGCAGUUUAGAUCCACCAGGCGCUCCUUGGAAACUCUAUGGGGCAGUUCUACUCUGUCCCAUAGGGUCACUAUGAGUCAGAAUGAACUCGACAGCAACGAGUUUCUUUUUUUUUUUUUUACAUGGAAAUGCACUGGGUUUGGUUUUUUGGUUUAAUCUUAAAUGUAAAGCCUGGAAUUUAGUGUCUCCUCUUUAGGGUUAUCAAACCCAUGAAAAUAAUUUUUCUGCUUCCUGACUCCAUACAACACUCAUGUUCUCUGGGGCACUUGAGUGAGGAAGAAAAAAAAAAUCUAUAAAAGAUGAAAAGUGCUCAUGAAAUAAGACAGCUUAGUAAUAUUUUGAAUUAGUCAGAGAUACCUAAUAUUUUCCAACUAAACUAAAUUUUGGUGAGGUUAUAUCUGAGAUUUUACAAUAGGAGUAACUCAGUGUGGAAGCUGAUUCAAUGCCCAGUCAUUUAUCCUUCAAAUUACUCAGGUUUUUUCAUCAUGGACAUCUAUUAAUUUAUUUCUUGCUUGGUUUGUUUAUAUGGUCAAUUUUUUUUCUUUUUCUACAUUCUCAUUUUACUUUUAAUUAUCUAAAGACAUUGAUUGGUUUCUCAAAUAAUGAUUCUCUUUCUAAAAUAGUUAUUUCUUCAAAGAACUUAUAUAUAUAAGAAGUCUCAGUUUCUUUCUCAAGGCAAUUAAGAACGUUUUGCUGCCCUUAUAUUAGAUCCUGUAAAUACUUCGAUUGAAAGCCUGCAUCCUUGCUCUCUGGAUUUUCAUAAAUACUGUCUUCCGUGCACAUUUCCCUCCCCCACCCCCACCAAAUUAGAAUAAAUGAUGAUUCAAGCAUCUAUUAUGAGAAAAUUAUAUUUCCUAUUGUUUAUGAAAAGCAACUGUUUUCCAUAGCAUAUGUUGAAUCACUGUUGCCUUUAUAUUUCCAAAUUAAAUUUCAAAAACUAAGUUCUUAGUAGAGCUGCCCCAUACAGUUUCCAAGGAGCCACUGGUGGAUUCAAACUGUCGACCUUUUGGUUAGCAGCCGAACGCUUAACUGGUGUACCACCGGGGCUCCUUCUGAUCUCUGGAUACAUUAAAUAGCAAGUUCAAAACCUCCAUUUUCUUGUAGAUUUUCAGAGUUCUAAAACACUGAACAUAUUAAAUAUUUACAUGCAAAAAUUUAUUAAAAUGUGAUGAAAUAAAUUUUUUCUUUAUAGUUGGAUUUUAUAGUCAUGUUUGCCAUUAAUUUUUGAGAUAAUUAAAAAAUGAAAAUAAUUAUAACAUGUAAUACUGUAAAAUAAUAUGAAUAGACUUGAAAUCUUCAAAAAUAGCUAAAUAGCCACGAUUUUGCUUUAUGUUACAUCUAAUAUUCCCUGAAACACUUUGUACUUCCCGCAGGAAGUAUGAAGAAACAUAAACCCUAGGCAAUAGUUCAUCAAAUCCGUUCAAAUAAAUAUUUAAAUUUUUUGACAAAGUUUGAAUUGAUGUACCUAAUUGAGAUUGUAAAAAUGUACUAAUUUUCUUCUGGGCCUGUUCUACUUUUGAUAUGUGUAAAUCUGAAACAGCUUUUUUUUUAUUUAUGAAAAGAAUAACCUUUCGAAAAUAAACCUCAUCUUACCCUUCUAAAAGUUAUAAUUCUCAUAUAAAAAAGUUUUUCUUAAAUGCGUUAAUUGUUAAUUGCCUUUACUACCACUGAAAAUGCAUAGGUCAGAAUCCUGUUUAAUAAGCAAGUUUAUUUACUGGUAGAUAUUGUCAGAUAAUUUCCUUUAUUGGCAUAUAGAAAUAAUAAAGUUAAACUGUCCUAAAAA